Messenger RNA from Peronospora farinosa, 2043 nucleotides. Lineage: Eukaryota; Oomycota; Peronosporomycetes; Peronosporales; Peronosporaceae. The record is from the annotation of a GenBank genome assembly.
AUGGACGUUGAUGAAACUGCUGACAAUGAUACUAGUUGGGAAGACAUGGUUGUGGAUGCGUCUGGAGAUCUCAAUCAGUCACAAAACUUAGAUGUUGUUCCGAUUGAGGGGGAGCGCACAGACAUACAAGUCAUUGACACAAACAAUUCGAUGAUACGUCGUACUUCACACGGAUCGGUCGCUGGAAGUAGCAAUAAUGGUACACACAUGCUCUCAGGAAUACCUGAUCAGUCGCGAGCUAUUAUAGUUUGUGAGAAUUCCCGUGCCCCAGAUGAUCGAAUGGAGAUAUACUCAGGGUCGAACAAAAGACCUUAUAGUACAUUCACGUCAUCUCGUCUACUCACGAAUGAUGAUUUUGACGAUGAGAGGAUUGAUCUACCGCUUUUAACUGAUGGAUCACCUGUCGAUGGCAUAAAUGAAGAGCCGGACCCUAAACGUCAAUGUGUUGACGAUUACGAAAUAUCGCUUUCUGCUACUGAUGUACCAAUGAAUUUACGAGAGGCGUUACAGUCGAUGGACGCAGAAAAAUGGAAGGCAGCAAUUCAAGCAGAAAUUAAUGCUCAUCUUAAGAACCACACAUGGGAUGCUGUCAAUCGUCCUCCAGGUGUCAAGGUCAUUGGUCACAAGUGGGUAUUUGGUUACAAGUACGAUGAAAACGGUCAAAUUGUUCGUUACAAAGCACGCUUGGUUGCCCUCGGAUAUCUGCAAACGCAUGGUUUUGAUUACUUCGACACAUAUUCACCUGUAGCAUGCUCAAACACGAUUCGUGUAUUUUUGUCUGUUUGUUGCAGUAUGCAAUAUGUAAUUCGACAAUUUGACGUGGAAACGGCGUUUUUGAAUGGUGAUUUGGAAGAAGACGUUUACAUGGAGGCACCAUAUGGAAUUGAAAUUGCACCUGGAAUGGUGUGCAAAUUACGACGCAGCUUAUAUGGAUUAAAACAAGCGGCUGCGGUUUGGCACAAGAAAAUAUGCUCUGUGUUUUCGGCCAUGGGCUUCGAACAAUGUCGAGCAGACACAUGUCUUUUUGUUCGACGCAAUAAUGCAAAAAAUAAGUCACCCACAUACAUAGUCUUGUAUGUGGACGACCUCCUUAUUGGAUGCAAGUCAGAUGCAGAGGCGGACACGAUUUAUAAGGAAUUGUCAGAACAUUUUACUGUCAAGUCACUUGGAGCUGCGCGGUUUAUUUUGGGCAUGGAAGUUAACUACUCACAAGAAAAGGGGGAGUUGGUGUUGAAACAGUCCCAAUUUAUUAUGAAGGUGGUCUCGAAGUUUAAGCAAAAUGAAGCUUAUGCAGUUCGCAACCCUAUCUGCGCAGGACAGGACCUAACUCCGGAUGAAUCACACCCAGUGGUUAAAGACAUUACUUCGUAUUGCAAAUUGGUCGGCUCGCUGCUGUAUAUUGCGAAUGCAACGCGACCGGACAUAAGCUACGCGAUGUCAGUAUUAUCGCAGUACUUGGACCAGCCACGACAGAUGCACUGGCGAGCGGCUUUACGUGUUUUACACUAUCUCAUGGGAACAAAAUCGCACGGAAUUAAGUAUAACAAAUCGGACGACAAAAAGAUGAUGCUUUGGGCAUACUGUGACGCGAAUUGGGGAAAUGAUAAGAAAACUCGUCGAUCUACGUCUGGAGUGUUGAUUUUACUCGGAGGUGCAGCUGUCGUAUACAAAAGCAAACGCCAAAGUUCGGUGGCUUUAUCCUCUGCUGAAGCGGAAUAUAUGGCACUGGCACUAGCUACGCAAGAAGAUAUGUGGAUUCGUUAUUUGCUGAAAGAGAUGGGUGUCACAUGUAAGACUGCGACUACAGUGCACAUGGACAACAAGUCGGCUAUAAGUAUUGCGACGAAUCAGGGAUAUACUCCAAGAGCUAAGCACAUUGACCUUAGGAUGCAUUUUGUUCGAGACCACAUUGAGCAAGGUGAUAUCCAGCUCAAACAUGUUCCGUCAGCUAUGCAACUUGCUGAUUACCUGACGAAGCCGCUUGGUGCUCCACAAUUGAUGCGACUACGCGAUGAAACUGGAAUUCGCGAGAGUGCAAGUUGA